AUGGCGGCCAGGUCCAAACUCAGGGAAUACUUCCAUACGGAGUACCAGCCUGGAGAACGGAAACUGGUCCAGAAGAUAGAUUUCUUCAUAUUGACAUUCUGCUGCUUGAGCUACUUCACCAACUACCUUGACCGGUCAAAUCUCAGCAAUGCAUAUGUGUCUGGGAUGAAGGAGGACCUUGGCUUCGUUGGAGACCAGCUUAACCAGAUAAAUACCUGCUUCACUGUCGGAUAUGUCAUUGGGCAAAUUCCAGCAAACCUGUCCCUGCAUUAUGUGAAGCCACGGCUAUUCUUCCCCUCGAUGAUGGUGAUUUGGGCUUGCCUCACGAUGGUGACAGCCUCGGUCCAUCGUCCGGAGUCCAUCAUGGCAAUUCGAUUCUUCCAGGGUAUAGCAGAGGCCACGACGUUUGUUGGAACGCACUACAUCCUCGGCUCCUGGUACACCGAGCGUGAGCUUGGCAAGCGAAGCGGAAUCUUUACUGCGUCAGGCCUUGCCGGAACCAUGAUUGGAGGAUUCAUCCAAACCGGGAUCUACUCUUCGCUCCAUAACAAGCACGGUUUGACUGGUUGGCGCUGGCUGUUCAUCGUUGACGGUUUGAUCACUAUCCCGGUGGCGAUUUACGGCUACAUCUUUUUUCCCGACACGCCACAAACAACAACCGCCUUUUAUUUGACUGAUUCAGAGAAGACUCUGGCACUAGCUCGUGUGCCUAAGGUUGAAGAAAAGUCUCCCAUCACCUGGAGCUUUGCAAAGAAGGUGCUCACUUCAUGGUACUGGUGGGGAUUCGUAGUCCUCUGGAUCAUCGCGGGCGAAACCGAGUCUUUCAGUACCAACACUUUGCUGGCCUUAUACAUGAAGAGCCACCCGACGAACAAGUAUACCGUAACGCAACUGAACAACUAUCCCACGGGGGUUCCAGCGGUCGGCAUCAUCUCGACGAUUGUCUGGGCUACACUGACUGACUUCUUAAAUGGGAAACGUUAUUUGGUCGGGUACUUCAUCGGCGCUACGGGAGUCAUAACUUCUGCCAUGAUUCUCGCAGCCUCGAAGGACCCAACCAACCCAGCUUCCACUGCAACGGUAUUUGGUGCUUACUACUGGGCCGGCGCAGUCUACGCAUGCCAAGCCACCUUUUUCGCCUGGUGCAAUGAUGCCAUGAGAUACGAGGACCCUGUAUAUCGUGGGGUUGUUCUUGCUGGCAUGAAUGUCGGGUCCAACGCUGUGAACGCAUGGUGGUCGAUCAUCUUCUAUGGCGCAUCAAUGGCGCCAUGGUUUAACCGAGGCAUGUGGGCAAUGAUUGCUUGCUCCAUCGCCUUAGCGAUCUGGACGGGCGGGCUAUCAUAUCUAACGGGCAAAAAUGAGAAGAGGCGGAGAGCAGAGCAGGAUAACCUGGUACAGGAGGACGGGAAGGUCAUCUAUGAACAAGCAUAA
This is a messenger RNA of Neoarthrinium moseri, 1431 nucleotides long. RefSeq lists its product as uncharacterized. The record is from RefSeq and is a predicted model, not a curated record. The coding region runs from base 1 to 1431 and encodes 476 amino acids. Gene Ontology annotation, biological process: pantothenate import across plasma membrane. Lineage: Eukaryota; Fungi; Ascomycota; Sordariomycetes; Amphisphaeriales; Apiosporaceae. The transcript is spliced from 4 exons. Gene Ontology annotation, cellular component: plasma membrane. Gene Ontology annotation, molecular function: pantothenate transmembrane transporter activity.